[Torrubiella] hemipterigena is the source of this 4026-nucleotide messenger RNA. NCBI's taxonomy places the organism in Eukaryota, Fungi, Ascomycota, Sordariomycetes, Hypocreales, Clavicipitaceae. The record is from the annotation of a GenBank genome assembly.
CAAGAUCAGCGCUAUGGCGGUCCAAGUGAGUGCACAACCCACGACUCACAUUCCUUGUUAUUGCUGCAGAAUUGGCAAACUAAAGAAGACUAAAGGAUCAAUGAGCAAGGGCCAACUGAGGCCCCAGGGUUCAGGGGUCUUCCUUCUCUGCUUUCGGUGGCAAUCUGAUGAUGACCCCCCCUGUUGUGCUUAGCGCAGUGGCAGGCCCAAACCAAAUAUACUCUCUCCGCCCCCAGCUCCACCAGCCUGUUACCCCCCCGUACUUUAUGCAAUACGACCUCGCCGUUUCUCUUCCACUGCUUUUCGCAUACUGCUUUGCUUUCUUGAAACAUUCUCCUGACGACUUAUUUCGAAUCCGUGACCGUUUUUGGCGUCAGCUUAGCAGCCGCGAAACUGAACGACGACAGCGUGCAUUGAUCGUUCGAUCGUCACACUUAUACGACUGACUACGACUAAGGAGCCACCAGUGGCGACCACUCAACAGCUUGUUUCUUCGCCAAGCGGCGGCCCCUGCUGCACUUUGUACACUGCACACGCGACAAACCGAGCAGCUUACUUCUUACCAAGACAAAAUUUGCGCAGCGAAAGAAACCAAAACAUCAUCUAUUCCAAUUAGUCCGCCUCGCUCUUACCAGGCAACAUAUAUCGGCUGGCUCCGUUUCUACUUAUUCACGAUUCGGAUGACCGUCUGACGAGGUCCACGUUGAAGCAACAAGGAAGAACAACCUUAGGAACACUUCCCCAAGUGUGUCAAUCAUAACCAUGGCUCUUCCAAGGGAGUCUACGUUCCUACCGACUAUUACAUGUUCAUCAUGUGCUCGUCAGGUCGAAAUCUCCAUGAUGGGAGAACACAUCUGCACUCCCACACCGGACGUAUCACCGGUACCAGAAAUGCCUGAGCAGUUCCGUGACGCUUUCGCAAAACACCGAACAGUCACGACGCCUCCGCCUUUCGAGUCUGCAGCAAAAGACCGGGGAAUUCUUAAUCAAGGUCAACUUACACCGGUUAGCCAAAGUAGCAGCCAGCACGGAGAUUCUCGACAGUCAUCACCUAGAACACCAGGUGGUCGAGCCCGUGGUCGAACAAAUGAAUACAAUCCGCCCCAAUUUCCAACGAGAAGUGAUUCAGCACACUCUCCCACUUCGAGUGGCCGUCGCCCUGGAGGCUACAGCGGUUUCGAUCAAACGGCAUCUGCCCAUUCCGAAGACGAUUUUAUGCAACGUAUGAACAAUAUGGCGCAGCCUCAGCCAGCCAUCGACAGAAAGGCGCCCACAUCACACCACAUGUUUCCCCAACGGAAAGACUCGCUUGAUAGAUGGGACACACCUGUUGAUGACCGAGCUCAUCAAGGGAGACCUCAAAGGCAAAAUGGAUAUGGUGGUUUUGGAGCCCCAUCGGACAAGCCAAUGGCGCGAGCCGAUACCUUUCCCCGGCUUCCGCCUCCAGUUGACGUACCUAACAGGCGCCCAUCAGCUCCUGGGUUCGCAUCGGAGCGCCAUAGACCAGAAAUUAUGCCUGGUCAUGUCCAAAGACCCUCGACCAGUAACGGUCCUACCUCUCGCCGGCCUCCGCCUCGCACGGAACUCAUCCCUAGACACAAGGCCUCUGGGUCCGUCGACUUGGCUGCUGAAUUCGGAGUUGGCAACCCAUACCAUACACCAUCGGGCUCAGCAUCCUCUGGAUAUUCCUCCACUGCGGAGAGCGCCUCGAGCGCUCUUACCAGCCCUGAUAGGUCUCUCUCAUCAAGGAAGCAUUCAGAUGCUUAUAAUGGCAUGCGAGCUAUGCACACAGCUCCUCCGCCACGUCCCGAUCUUCGCGUCGACUCAUCUGUUCAGAACCAAAAUCGUCCUAACAUAGCAGUACCAUUGGUAGAAUCUCCUUUUUCUAUUUCUCCCCGUGACAACUUUGGCCACCCACCUCCUCCUGGCCCAGGACCGUGGGGUCCUCCUCAGCAAGGUGGCUCUCUUCCCCGUUAUCCUCGCGGUCCGUCCCCGAACGGAGCACCCCCAGCGUUGCGUCCGGCUCCAUCUAUGCGGAAUGGAUCCCGUGAUGCGGGUGUAGCAUCACGCGGCGAUUGCAAAGCCUGUGGCAUGUCUAUUACUGGCAAGAGUAUCUCCUCUGCCGAUGGGCGGUUAACCGGCAAGUACCACAAAGCCUGCUUUGUCUGCACGACAUGCUCGCAGCCGUUUGCUUCUGCUGAGUUUUAUGUGCUCAAUGAUAAACCCUACUGCGGGCGUCAUUACCACGAACUUAACGGCAGCCUUUGUGGCACAUGUCACAAUGGUAUCGAAGGACAGUUUGUGGAGGACGAGAGGAAAGCCAAGCACCAUGUUGGCUGUUUCAGAUGCUUGGACUGCGGGCAGUCCCUCUCAGACGGCUACUUUGAAGUCAAUGGACAAUCAUAUUGCGAACGGGACGCGCUUAAGCGCGUACAGGGAUCUCAUCACAUGGAGCCAGCACCGCCAGUGCCCGCCCUUCCGCCCCAACACAUGCAUCAACCACAACAACCAGCUCCUCCUCCACAGCCUAUCGACCAAUCACCUGUUCAAGUUUACCCUUCAUCUCCUCAAGAGCACUCUGAGACUCUCCCGCCGCCGGCUUUUGGUAUGACCUCUCGUCGCCCGUCUAAUUCGAAGGCGCCCAGACCUGGAGUCGGUCUCACUAUGGAGAGAGGACCUUACGGAGUCCCUCCCGGCACUCGCAUGCAAAAGCGCAUGACGAGAAUCGGCAUCAUGUAAUUGUGACGAAAUGAGCAGCGAAUCCAAAAUUCCUGCAAUUUCCUUCUCUAUUUGUAACGAUUUCCUUUUUCAGUCUUUCAAGACGAUAUUAUACCCCCUUCUUAGUUCCGACUAUGCGGCUAUCCGCAUGUUUCUUUGUAUUACGCUUGGGUGGCUCUCUCUUUGGUUUACUUUGGGAUGGAUUCUAGUGUAUCCAUACGUUUAUGGAUUUGCAUCACGGUGGUAGCGUUGCUAGUUAGUGUAAUACUUGACCCCUUUGGGAGCCAGUUUGGCUAUUAUGAAAUCAAGAUAUUCAAUAUUCAUAUUCUCAACACUGUGGGCAGCCGUAAGUAACACCAGAGAGGAUCGGCUGCUGAUCAGGGCUAUUGCCCGAGCAGACAACGAAGUGGUGCUGAUCUAUCACAAGCCAGCGGAUGAGGGAUAGAGUACAGGGACGUAGCUAAGAGCAAGGGAACGUGCUUGCCCCCCGAUUUUAGCUCUGGUAACCAAGAUUGGUAUGUCGUCAUAUUUUAUGGAGUUGCACAUUUGACUGAUUCGCCCGUCUUAGGCGACGCGCGCAGUUGCUAGCCCAGAGUUGGGGGUGAGGUAUGCGAUAUGCCAAACGGGGAGCAAGUCGCGUGCCGAGGUGCCAAGCGCGUAGCAAGGGGAUGAAACGGCGCAUGCGACGCAGUUGCUAAAAUGCUCAUUGUUCUACUUGGUCGUCUUCUUUUGUCUCUCGUCGCCUAAUUCUUUUCCUUUUUUUUUUUUUGGGCAAAACACUAUACCUGAUACCGCUGUACCAGCAUCUAGUGCACCAUUGGUCUACGGCAAUAAGCGAACGUUUCGCUAGGACCGCAACUCGUAGUCGGUGGGUGCGAUGACGUAUCCCUUGAGAGGUUUAGCCUGAUGGUGGGUGAUAAAACGGUGCUGUAAUCGAGCCGCAGGUAGGUUAAACCCGGUUGCUGAAAGAAGGCUGCGUGGCGCAUCUAGCGUCAAGCUGGUUGACUUUCGGGACGGGUUGCAAGGCUUUGAAGGAGCUAGCCGUGGAUGUCCACCAGUAGGUUUUAAAAUCACAACGCAUAAACUGAAGGGGUGUAGGAUAUCUUAGCGGCGCACUGUUUACGGAGGUAUUCGCAGUUGUAGCUACUUUUAGGUACAGCCAAUACGGUAAGAGACGGGUGAGCAAAUUCAGAACAAAGUUAUAUCGCUAAAGGAACUAAGGGACUUGAAGUCGUUCAUUUCGUUCGCCAUGUUUGGCAAGCAAUACCUUAGCUUAUGGUUGGAGUUGAAUAUUGCUGGCGAGCAGCA